CGGAGAGACGGCGACGUAUAUUGCCCAAAGGCCGCUGCCCGCAACAUCCAUUUCUCUCCAACAAUAUUUUCCAAUUCAUCUCUUCAAUUUUCAAAUCUUGAAUCCAUAAUCCUCCUUUGUUUUCCAUUUCCCGCUGUUCUUCUUGUAAAUUACCUUCGAUUUGAACCAAAAAAGUUAUGGAAAUUCCAACAGAUCGAGGUUCAGAACCCCUGCUUCCGAUCCCUGUUUCGACGACUUCGAACUCAACCCUAGACCAUGGGAAUUCUACUCCCACUGCCUACAGUUGGCUAUUCGAGUGCCAUGGAUUUUGGUACAAACUGUUUCUGAUUGUCCCCAGUUUGCUAUUCGUUCUGUACUUGGCAUUUCGGGCGAGAAAGAGCUUGUCCAAGCUCUCCAAUGGCCGCUCUUAUAUCAUAGUUGCAUAUUACGGGACUCUCUGGAUCGUUACCUUGCUCAACUUCGCUUGGUGCAUGUUUCAGGCAUGGGAAUGCACCUCUGGGAAAGAAUUAGCAUGGAAUAUCUUGUCCUUAUCCACGACAUCGGGAAUGCUAUUCUUGGAAGUCAGUUUGUUGGCCUUUUUAUAUCAAGGAAAUCAUGUGGGCAGCGUAGAAGCCCUCGCACGAACUUUCAUCGUGUCAGGAAUUUUUGUUGGCCUGGACUUGAUUCUGAAGGCAAUUUAUUUGUUUGGUUUCGGAGUUCCAUUAUUCAUUUUAAGUGACGACAGUAAGCAUCGAACAAAGUGGAACUUGUNUUCUUCUAGAGUGGGCGUGUGA
Cucurbita pepo subsp. pepo (vegetable marrow) is the source of this 773-nucleotide messenger RNA. The record is from RefSeq and is a predicted model, not a curated record. Lineage: Eukaryota; Viridiplantae; Streptophyta; Magnoliopsida; Cucurbitales; Cucurbitaceae.